Salvia miltiorrhiza (redroot sage) is the source of this 1838-nucleotide messenger RNA. Its product is annotated as MLO protein homolog 1-like. Gene Ontology annotation, biological process: defense response. The coding region runs from base 80 to 1732 and encodes 550 amino acids. NCBI's taxonomy places the organism in Eukaryota, Viridiplantae, Streptophyta, Magnoliopsida, Lamiales, Lamiaceae. Gene Ontology annotation, cellular component: membrane. The transcript has 14 exons. The record is from RefSeq and is a predicted model, not a curated record.
AUAUUUUGACCUAGUCCAAUAUCUCACACAUUAUAAUUGGCAUUAACCUCUCUUUGAUGUUUUUUCACAAGUGUUGUUAAUGGCUGCAGGUUCCGCAGAUCGGUCUCUCGAAGAAACCUCCACAUGGGCCGUCGCCGUCGUCUGUGCCGUCUUCGUCAUCAUAUCCGUCGCUAUAGAGCAUGGGAUCGACUCCCUUGAAAAGUGGUUUAAGAAACGCGAGAAGAAGGCAAUGAUCGAAGCCCUCGAAAAGAUCAAAGCAGAGUUGAUGUUGCUUGGGUUUAUAUCCUUACUUCUGACCGUGGGCACCUCGUAUGUGGCGAAAAUAUGCGUGCCUGAGCACCUUGGAAAUAAAUGGCUCCCUUGUGACAAAAAAAGCUACGAUGACCCCGAUUCCGACCUCGAUCCCGACGGCGAUGAAGGGAAGAAUGAGCGUAGGAGGUUACUAUCCUACGCUCAAGAGAUGGUCUGGCGUCGGGCUUUGGCCGCCGGAACCGAUCAGUACGAUUAUUGUACUAGCAAAAAGAAAGUGUCGUUGAUAUCGUAUUCUGGGAUUCACCAAUUGCACAUCUUCAUAUUUGUGCUGGCAGUUAUGCAUGUUCUUUACAGUGUAAUUCUCAUGGUAUUAGGCCAUGCCAAAAUGAAGAAGUGGAAGCAGUGGGAAUUGGAGACCUCGUCUAUGGACUACCAAUUUACUAAUGAUCCAGCUAGAUUCAGGUUUGCUCAUCAAACCUCAUUCGUCAGGCGUCAUUCAGGAAUCUACAACACUCCCAUUCUCAAAUGGAUUGUAGCAUUUUUCAGGCAAUUUUUUGGAUCGAUAUCUAAGGUGGACUAUAUGACCAUCCGCAAUGGAUUUAUCACUGCCCAUUUUGCGCCGAAUACAAAAUUUGACUUCCACAAAUAUAUAAAAAGAUCGAUGCAAGACGACUAUAAAUCGGUUUUGGGUAUAAGCAUUCCCUUGUGGUUCUUUGCAAUUAUGUUUUUAUUCUUAAACGUCUAUAGAUGGCAUACAUUGGCCUGGAUUUCCGUGAUUCCACUUAUAAUAAUUUUAUUAGUUGGCACGAAACUUGAACUGGUGAUCAUGGAGAUGGCUCAACAAAUCCAAGAUCGAACAACUGUUGUGAGGGGAGCUCCACUUGUGGAGCCCAGUAACAAUUUCUUUUGGUUUAAUCGCCCACAAUGGAUACUCUUUCUCAUACAUUUUACAUUAUUUCAGAAUGCAUAUCAAAUGGCCUACUUCUUAUGGAAGUGGUACGAAUUUGGAAUUACAACAUGCUUCCACGAGGCCCUUUUUGUAGUUCUUAUCAGAGUUUUCCUAGGAUUAGCCCUUCAGAUCGUGAGCAGCUACAUCACAUUCCCAUUAUACACCUUGGUAACACAGAUGGGAUCAAACAUGAAGAAGUCGAUAUUCGAGGAGCAAACAUCAAAGGCUUUGAAGAAAUGGCACCAAGCCGCGAAGCAGAGGAACAAACAGCGCAAAGGGAUCGCAGACAAUUCUAGCAUCAUGAGCGGGGAUUCUACCCCUAACCGCUCCUCGCCCAUUCAUCUGCUACACAACUACACGCUGCGGUCCAAUGCACCCGACGGUGAUCGCGAUGCCUUUCCCGUUUCGCCCAGAUCGUACGCCUCCGAUACCGAGCUUUCUGAAAUCGAUGCUUCCAAACACGCUACCGAGCCCAAGCUUCAAUCUCACAAUAUCGAUUUUUCUUUUAACAGUUCAUCUCUUCAUGGAUAAAUUAAUAUUAUAUAUAUAGAGUAUUAAUUCUUUAACAGUUAAUUAACACUAUUUGAAGUUGUGAUUAAUGGAGUAUUUAGUUGGGUUUUAUUGUUGUGUUAAUUUG